UCUCGUCUAUGUGACUCUGGGCUAUGCCGUAGCCUACUUUGCACACUUAAUUCACGUCAGCCAUUCAAUCCUCCUCCCCCGCCCUCUCAAUUAUCCUCUCUCUCUCUCUGUUCUAUAUAAAUAUGGGACGAGGGGGGAGCAGUGAAGAUUCAUGAGCUCAGAGCCUCAGAAGACUCGGAGCUCUGCCCAUAUUCAAAAAAAAAAAAAAAAAAAAACUAAGAAAGAAGAAUUGAAGAAGAAGGAGAUGACGACUUGGAGCUAGAGCUAGCUCUGUGUCAUCAGAACUGUAAGAGAAAAACUGAAGAUGGCGAGCGUAGGAUCAGACCAUGCAGAACAUGGGAAGGAGAAGUUGGUUGGCUCAUCAUCGUCUUCCUGCUGGCCGCUCCUCUUCUGCACCAAAUGCAUCCCCAUUACCACCGCCACCUCCCCUGAAAACUCGCCUCCUCCGGACACCCCCACCAAGCAAUCCCCAAGACGGCCCGGCGGCUGGAGGGCCAUGCCCUUCGUCCUAGGAAAUGAGACGUUCGAGAGGCUGGCGACUAUAGGGUUGAUGGGGAACUUCAUGGUCUUCCUGCUCACGCAGUUUCACAUGGACCAGGUGAGGGCCACCAACCUCCUCAACGUCUGGUCCGGCGUCACCAACUUCACUCCCCUCAUCGGCGCCUUCGUCUCCGACGCCUACAUCGGCCGCUUCCGCACCAUUGCUUUUGCCUCCUUCGCCUCUUUCCUGGGCAUGGUGACUCUGACUGUGACGGUAGCCGUCCCGCAGCUGCAUCCUUCGCCAUGCGGACGCCACCAGGACCAAUGUGCGGGUCCCACCACGGGUCAGCUGGGGGUCCUGUUGACGGGUCUCUGCCUGCUGUCCAUCGGGUCGGGCGGGAUCCGACCCUGCAGCCUGCCGUUCGGGGUGGACCAGUUCGACCCGUCGACGGACGAGGGAAGGAGAGGGAUAACGAGCUUCUACAACUGGUACUACACCACCUUCACCGUCAUCCUCAUCAUAGCGCUCACCGUCGUCGUUUACGUCCAAGAUUCGGUGAGUUGGCUCUGGGGCUUCGCCGGCCCGACCAUUCUGAUGUUUUGUUCCAUUGUGCUUUUCUUCCUCGGCACGAAUAUUUACGUGCACGCGAAGCCGACGGGGAGCGUAUUUUCCGGCAUCGCGCAGGUGGUCGUCGCAGCUUACAGGAAGCGCCGGGUUAGGGUUCCGGCCGACGGAGAGGGCGGUGGAGUUCUCUAUGAUCCGCCAAUGAAGGAGAGUGCUGCGCAUUCAAAGCUUCCUCUCACUUACCAGUACAGGCUACUAACCAGAGCCGCCGUCGUGCUUGACGGCGAGCUAAACCCUGACGGCUCCCGCGCCAAUCCAUGGCGGCUCUGCACAGUCCAACAGGUCGAAGAAUUCAAAUGCAUCAUACGAAUAAUCCCUAUCUGGGCCGCCGGCAUAAUCUCCUUCACCGCCAUCGUGCAACAGAGCACCUUCACUAUCUCCCAAGCCCUCAAAAUGGACCGCCACCUCGGCCCCAAAUUCCAGAUCCCGCCCGGUUCGCUCGGUGUCAUCUCCAUGCUCACCAUCGGAAUCUGGGUCCCCGUCUACGACCGCAUCGUCGUCCCGCGCCUCCGCAGAAUCACCAAAAUCGAAGGCGGAAUCACCCUUCUCCAGCGAAUCGGAAUCGGGAUCGUCUUCUCCACCCUGUCAAUGGUGGUCGCCGGAGUCGUCGAGCGCAAGAGAAGAUCCGUCGCCGUCGCGCACGGAGGGGUUGCGCCCAUGUCCGUGUUCUGGCUUGCGCCGCAGCUCGUGCUCAUGGGCUUCGCGGAGGCGUUCAACAUCAUCGGGCAGAUUGAAUUUUAUAACAGGCAAUUUCCCGAACACAUGACGAGCGUGGGCAAUGCUCUGUUUUCGUGCACCAUGGCGGGGUCUAAUUACCUGAGCGCCUUACUGGUGACGGUGGUGCACGACGUCACCGGGAAACACGGCCGGCAGGCCUGGUUGACCCAGGACAUUAACGCCGGGAGAGUUGAUUAUUUCUACUACAUUAUUGCCGGAUUGGGAGUGUUGAAUAUGGUCUACUUUCUGAUUUGCGCCCGCCGAUACCGUUACAAAGGCAGCACUAUGCAAUUUUCUGAGGGAGAAGGGAAAUCUGAUUUUGAUGUUGAGAUGAACUCGAUUAAGCAGUAAGGUUUAAUUUAACUUCUUAAUUAGGAUGUACAGGAAUUAGAGAAUGUAGCUAGGUUUCUCUUGAUUCUAGGUAUAUGAGCUUUCCGAUGGAAGCUGGUUCAUAUGAUUAUGUAUGAUGCAGGGAAUGCAAGAAGCUUUACUUAUUUUAUUUCAUAUAGUCUGGGAAUAAAAUUUUGUUGUUGCAUGAUAAAA
Messenger RNA from Malania oleifera, 2365 nucleotides. RefSeq names its product protein NRT1/ PTR FAMILY 2.13. Lineage: Eukaryota; Viridiplantae; Streptophyta; Magnoliopsida; Santalales; Ximeniaceae. Gene Ontology annotation, biological process: transmembrane transport. Gene Ontology annotation, cellular component: plasma membrane. Bases 305 to 2173 code for a protein of 622 amino acids. Gene Ontology annotation, molecular function: transmembrane transporter activity. The record is from RefSeq and is a predicted model, not a curated record. The transcript is spliced from 3 exons.